This is a messenger RNA of Dictyostelium purpureum, 2340 nucleotides long. RefSeq lists its product as uncharacterized. Gene Ontology annotation, biological process: SNARE complex assembly. The transcript is spliced from 3 exons. Gene Ontology annotation, cellular component: lytic vacuole; endosome. Gene Ontology annotation, molecular function: SNARE binding. Bases 1 to 2340 code for a protein of 779 amino acids. The record is from RefSeq and is a predicted model, not a curated record. Lineage: Eukaryota; Evosea; Eumycetozoa; Dictyosteliales; Dictyosteliaceae.
AUGGGCGAAAGAAAUAUAAAUAAUGUACCCUUAAGUCAAUCAUUCUCGAAUGUGGAUGCAAAUAAAAGACAACAAUUAUAUAGAGACAAUAUUAGUGCCAGUAGUAUAGAUUUAACACAUAAUAACACCAGUAAUAAUAAUCACAAUGUCAAUAGCAAUAAUAACAGUAACAAAGGGAAUAAUAGUUCAUUCCAUUCAAAAAGUAAAUCUUUGCAUCCUCAUACACAAAACAAACUAUUGAUUCAGCAAACGCAACAACAAAUUCAGCAAUAUCAUAACAUAAAUGAGCAGCAACAAAAGUAUAAUAACCAACUACAUAAUAGCACUGUUCAGUUUAAUAAUAAUAAUACAAUGUCAAAUAGUUUAUAUAUUUCUAAUGGUCCAAGUUCAUUCCCACCAUCUUUAAGAAAGUUUAGACAUAUUAAAUCGAUAAUUGGUAGAAAUUUAGAAUCAUGUAAUAAAUCCCAAGAUCCAGUUUUAUUAACAACAUAUUAUACACUUCAUGCACCACCAAAUGUAAAUAUUAAUCAACUAAACCAGUUAAAUCACAAUCAUUAUUUUGGUGAUGACACAAUAAAUACAACUUCACCAAUAUUUAAUAGUAAUUGGAAUGAUAUGGAAAAUGUAGAAAUUGAAGCACUCGAAAAUAUUUUAAAUAGUGAUGAUGAGAAAGAUCAAGAAGAUAAUAGUGUAAAAUCAAAGGAUAAUAAUGAAAAAACUGAAAUAAAUGGAAAUAACGAUGUAGAAAUUAAUAAUAAAGAUAAUGAGGAAAGUAAUAAUAUAAACAAUAAUAUAGAUGAAGAUGGGGAAUGUUGCAAUGAGGAAAAUGAAGAAAAUAAAGAAAAUGAUAAUGGUGAUGAUGACGAUGAUUUACCAGCUGCAUUUUAUACUAGCGAAGUUAUUUAUGAUUCAAAUAAUCCACUUUGGAACCCAUUUGAUUGUUAUAAACAAUUAUCGGUCGAGAUUUUAGAUUAUUAUUCUUCAUUUAAUAUAUGUGUUUGGGAUAAAGAUAAUGAAGAUAUACCUCCAAUUUUCCAAUCAGAUAUAGAUUUAACUCAAUUGGAAUUUAUUGCUGCAGAAAUUAAACACUUUUCACAAUUAAAUUUACCCUCAAAUACAAUUUUAUUUGAAUUAAAAGAUGGUUUUUAUGUUACUAAAGAAACAAAAAAUAAAAUGAACUCACCAAACUUAAACGAUAUCCAAAAAAUUAUUAAUAACGAAAAAAGAAAAGCAGUUACAGGUACAAAAACAUUAUUUUUAUCAUUAUUACAUAGAAAAUUAGUAAAUAUAGAAAAGCAAAAUCAAUCAAAGAUUAUAGAGAAAAAGAUUGAAGAUAUACUCGAAGAACAAUCUAGCUAUACAGAAAGAUUAAGACAGUUAGAAACCCAAAAAAAUAGAAUCAAAUUAUUAAGAGAGGAAGCAUCAACUCAAAAGCAACUAUUAAAAAAAGAUCAAGAGAAGUUCGAAGAUUUAAAGAAGGAUUUGGUUCCUAAAUCUGUACAAUUAACCAAAGCUGGAAUAUCAUUUUAUCAAUCAUUAAAAGAGUUAAUUAAGAAUAAUGAAAUUUUAAAAAUGGAUUUACACUUGGUGCACAACUUGAAAGUAUCAUGGGAAAAAAAGAAAUGGAAUCUUAUCACUCAAAUUCGAUCAAUCUAUCCAAUUGGGCAAGGUAACAAACUUUUAACUAUCAAUGGACUACCACUACCAAAUUCAGACUAUAAUGGUUAUGACGAAGAGCAAAUUGCCACUGCUUUAGGAUAUGUUUGUCAUAUUUUACAUUUGGCCUCGAAAUACCUUAAUGUUCCACUCAGAUAUCCAAUGACACCAAUGGGUUCAAGAUCAUUUAUCAAGGAUGAAAUAUCUCACCACAGCUCUUCCAAAUUCCCAUUAUACUCAAAAGGUGUCGAAAAACGUAUCUUUGACUAUGCAGUUUUCCUUUUGAAUAAAAACUUAAAGCAAUUACUAAAUAGUCAAGGUUUAUUUGGUAACUUUUACUUAAAAGAAACUUUACCAAAUGUUCAAAUUUUAUUAGGCAAAGGUAAAAUUAGUGAAUUAAAUAAUCCAAACUAUAAUCCAAUAAUUAAAGGUCAACAUCAACAACAAGUUAAUAGUCCUCAUCAACCAAAUAACCCUCAGCAACAACACUAUAACCAACAUCAUAUAAAUGAUUUGCAGCAACAACAUCAUUUAAGCCAUAUCAAUCAUAUUCACCAAUACCAACAACAACAACAACAACAGCAUUUCCAAAACCAACAUCAUUUUAAUAACCCAAGUCAUCAUACUCACCACAAUCACCAUAUUUACCAACACCAAAAUCAUCAUUUACAACAACCACAUUAA